Messenger RNA from Bufo bufo (common toad), 3855 nucleotides. It is a transcript of the gene ADD3, whose product is annotated as adducin 3. Gene Ontology annotation, molecular function: actin filament binding. Gene Ontology annotation, biological process: barbed-end actin filament capping. The transcript is spliced from 17 exons. Bases 147 to 2264 code for a protein of 705 amino acids. NCBI's taxonomy places the organism in Eukaryota, Metazoa, Chordata, Amphibia, Anura, Bufonidae. Gene Ontology annotation, cellular component: cytoskeleton; plasma membrane; postsynaptic density. The record is from RefSeq and is a predicted model, not a curated record.
GUCAAGGGGGGCGUGCCCGGUUCAGUUAGUGUGCAGAGUGCGGCUGUGGAGAGCGGAGCUCCGGAUAAUCCAUGGUGAAGAAGAGCUGAAUUUUCUUCCUCCUGGGAACGUAUUUGGGUGAGACCCCGCGCCACUGUGACUGAGCCAUGAGUUCCGGAUCCAGCCAAGGGGUGAUCACCGCCCCGCCCCCUCCCAGCAUGCCUCACAAAGAGCGCUACUUCGACCGCGUCGAUGAAAACGACCCCAACUACCUCCGGGAGAGGAACAUGUCCCCAGAUCUCCGCCAGGACUUCAACAUGAUGGAGAAGAAGAAGAGAGUGACUCAUAUACUCAAGAGCCCGGCUUUUCGCGAGGACCUGGAAAGUCUCAUUCAGGAUCAGAUGCAGAAAGGAAACACCCCGACCGGGCUGCUGGCUCUGCAGCAAAUUGCCGACUACGUGAUGGCCAGCUCAUUCGCCGGCUUCUCCUCGUCUCCGCUCAAUCACAGACCCGUCAAUGUGACGAGCACGCAGCAUCCGGAAGGGGGUCUGGGGAUGGUGACUCCCGUUAACGACAUUCACCCCGCCAUAGAGGGCUUGCUGGUGAAGGGCGAGAAGCUGGCCCGCUCCAAGCUGGCUUCCAUGUACCGGCUUGCCGACCUCUUCGGGUGGGCGCACCUGUCCAACGCCUACAUCACGGCGAGGGUCAGCAAAGAGCAAGACCACAUCCUGAUCAUUCCCAGAGGCCUCUCCUUCUCCGAAGCAUCUGCCGCUAACCUGGUGAAGCUGAACAUCGUUGGCGACGUGGUGGAUCAGGGCGCAACCAACCUGCGCAUCGACCCCUCCGGGUUUAGCCCUCACGCGGCCAUCUACUCCACCCGUCCUGACGUGCGAUGUGUGAUCCAUAUACAUACUCCCGCCACUGCUGCUGUCUCAUCCAUGAAGUGUGGCAUCCUACCCAUCUCCCAGGAAGCUCUGCUGCUCGGCGAAGUGGCGUACUACAAUUACCAGGGGUCUCUGGACGAGCAGCAGGAGAGGAUCCAACUGCAGAAGGUUCUGGGGCCCAGCGCUAAGGUGCUGGUGCUCCGGAAUCAUGGGGUGAUGGCUCUGGGAGAAACCAUGGAAGAAGCCUUCCACUACAUCUUCAACGCGCAGCUAGCCUGUGAGGUUCAGGUCCACGCCUUGGCCGGGUCCGGAGGCAUAAACAACCUUCUGCUGUUAGACUUGGAGAAGUACAAGCCCGUCACACACUCCUUGGCCGCAGGUGGCGGGGGAGGGGUGAACAUGGAAGGGCAGUACAAGUGGAAAGUCGGGGAACUGGAAUUCGAAUCGCUCAUGAGGAUGCUGGACAAUCUGGGGUACAGGACUGGGUACGCUUACCGGCAGCCGCUGACACGAGACAAGCCGCGACACAAGAGCGAAGUUGAGAUCCCCGCCACGGUCACAGCCUUCUCCUUCGAAGAUGAUCAGGGGAUGCCACGUUCUCCGCUGAAUUACCUGGUUCAGAAGCAGCAGAGGGAGAAGACGCGCUGGCUGAACUCCCCAAACACGUACUUAAGAGUCCACGUCCCCGAGGAGUCCGUGAGUGGAGAGAUGAGCCCAAGAACGAAGAUCAUGUGGAUGAAAGCCGACGAGCUCAGCAAGUCUUCAGGCGGAUAUCCCAUCAAGAUUGAAGAUCCUAACCAGUUUGUCCCAUUAAAUACCAACCCGACAGAUGUUCUAGAGAAGAGAAACAAGAUCCGGGAGCAGAAUCGGUACGAUCUGAAGACGGCCGGACCGCAGUCACAAGUCUUGGCAGGAAUCGUGGUGGAAAAGCCGCCUCCUAUGACGCACUUUGAAGAGGACGAGAACGCGCCCCCUGCUCCUCCAAAUCCGUUUAGCCAGUUACUAGAGGAGGAGAAAGGAGGAGAGAACGGCACUCAAGAUGCCGAGCAUGAGCUAAUCUCAGAAGACGACUCUUCUGCCCCCGUAACUCAGUCCCCACCCCAGACGCCAGUAAGCUCUGCAGACCCUCUUGAGGACUCUGUGUUCCAGAAGGACUCUCCCAUUGUGUUAAACGGCAAAGAUGGCAGCAAGCACGAUGAAGAGGAGGAUCUGACCAUCCGUGUCAGUCAGCUGAACAUGGGGGAACACUUAGAAAUCACGCUGCGGAGCACCGAGAAGUUCAUCGAGGGGGAGCUGACUCCCGAAGGGUCUCCUUCCAAGUCCCCCAAUAAGAAGAAGAAGAAAUUCCGCACCCCGUCCUUCUUGAAGAAGAAUAAAAAGAAGGAGAAGCUGGAGGCAUAACCCCCGGUUCAUGGGAAUGGGGGGGGAUCCCCUUUUUGGGGGGUUUAGUACGUGAAACCUGUUUUCAUGCUGCAGGGGGGGGCGCUGUUCAGAUCUGAGACAUUGGGGUCUCCAGGAUGCAGCCAUUCUCCUGCUUUUCUCUGUUUGCUGUACAAAGCCCUCGCCUCCAGCAGCCGCCAUGAGCUUUUUACUCCACCCAUCUGCCCGGAACGCCAGAGGAAGCUCCGCCCCUCCUUAAGCGGGACGAUCACAAAACCAGCUCAUGAUUUUUGUGCAUUUUAAUUUUUUUAUGCUACAAAAGACAUAAAACAAUUUUUUUUUUACAGAUCUUCUAUUAUGCACACAGUAAAGAUGGCGGCAUGCGCCAAUUAUAUGCACCUGGAGAAUUUUAACCAUUUAAUUUGAGGAGGUUUUUCUUAUGAAUUUUUUUUUUUUAGCAGCUGGAAAAAAUUUAAACUGGAAUAUAAAAUCUCUGUGGGAUUUUAUUGUAGGGGCACAGGCCGGACCCCGGGGAAAAUGGUUUUGGGGGGGAGGGGUCUGCGCUAAAUCCCACCGAUUUACCUCCUCUCUGAGGACGGAUAAUGCUUCGCCAUGUAAUACCGCAGGGUACAACCACACUGGUUUAGCUGGAAUCUCCUGCGUAUCCUCUAUGAUGCAUUUCUGUAGAUUUGGCUGCAGACUGGAAAUUUUAGGCUUGAAUAUCGGGCGGGGGGGGGGAGACGUGGAAUUAAACAUUUUUAUAUUUUAAAAAAAUGAAAUUGAAUUUUUUUUCCUUGCCAAAUACAUGUAUUUAACUAUUUGCUGCCAAAGGGCUUCUUUAAAACUAAAACUAUAUUGCACAAGCAGGAGGAAGCGUCCUUACUGAUGUUACAAAGCAGUGGCGUUAAAAAAAAAAUAUAUUUUUUUUUGUGUAUUUUUUGGAAACCAUCCAAAUUUCAUGUAAAAAAAAUGACCACACGGGCCUUAUUUUUGAAAAAAAAAGACAUCCCAUUUUAAUUUUUGUAUGAAAUAUACAACUUGAACCAAACACAAGAAUAAUAUUUAAAUGUAUAAUGUCUAAUAUUUAAAUAUAUUCUCGUGAAUAAAUAUAAAAAAAGAUAUUUUUAUAAUAAUUUGCACAUGCUGUCACAUUUCUAGGGAAUACCGCAGAAUUUGAAUUGGUUUUAGAAAUUAGUUUAAUUUUUUUUUUUUUUUUUUUUUACCGUAGGUAUUUUUUUCCACAGAAUAAAAAAUAUAUAAAAAAAUAAUAAUUAACAUUUUUAAAAAAUUUCUGCAAAGGUGGCGACUUGGAUAGACAGCGUUUCAGUAGGUUCUUGACACUGAGAUGGUCGGGUAAUGAAUGAGACAUUUAGCUAGGAUGCUGUAGAGGAUAGGAGGCCGUGCAAGUGAGGAGGAGGUGGUGUUUUUUUAUUUAUUUUUUAUUUUUAAGGGUCAUUAGUUUGAAUGUUGAAGAGUCGCAAAAGGCUGGUUUAAAGUGGGUGAGACUUGAACCACCCACACCCCUCAUGGACAUGGAUCACUACAGAACCAGGUAGGUCUGGGGUAUUAAACUGUAGGACGCUGGCCAAAUGUAAAGGGGAAAAAAACAAAA